AGGAGGAGGAGGAGGAGGAGGAGCAGCAGCCUGCUUUGCAUGAGUGGUGGACUCCCCUCGCCAGCGGCUGCAGCUCAGAGUUCCUGCGCGCCGCCGCACAGCAGCUGCAGCUCGAGGGCGGAGGACACGCAGAGGGAUGGCCGAGAGCAGCCCCGAGACCAGCGGCUCCGCGCACCGGUGGUGUGCGACCCCUCCCCCGGCGGAGAGGCACGUCUCCACCGGGGUCGGGGCGUCCAAGUGGAUCCGACUCAAUGUCGGCGGGACGUAUUUUUUAACGACGAGACAGACGCUGUGUCGAGACCCCAAAUCAUUUCUGUACCGACUGAGCCAAGCGGACCCCGAGCUCGACUCCGACAAGGAUGAGACUGGGGCCUACCUCAUCGACCGAGACCCCACGUACUUUGGGCCGGUGCUGAACUACUUGAGACACGGCAAGCUGGUGCUCAACAGGGACUUGGCAGAGGAAGGUGUGCUAGAAGAGGCCGAAUUCUAUAACAUCACAUCAUUAAUAAAGCUCAUCAAGGACAAGAUCAGGGAUCGCGACUGUAAAACAUCACAGGUUCCCCUGAAGCAUGUUUACCGUGUGCUGCAGUGCCAGGAGGAGGAGCUGACGCAGAUGGUAUCCACCAUGUCUGACGGCUGGAAGUUUGAACAGCUGGUCAGCAUCGGCUCCUCUUACAACUACGGGAACGAAGACCAAGCCGAGUUCCUGUGCGUCGUCUCCAAGGAGCUGCACAACCAAUCCUACGGCACCAACAGCGAGCCCAGCGAGAAGGCCAAGAUCCUGCAGGAGAGGGGCUCCCGGAUGUGAAGAGGACUCAGUAUUAUGAGCUCCAGGUGUUAAGAUGCUAACAUAUCAUCUUUGUGGAAGAAGGUUUGGCACAAUGGAGAUUUAAAGGAGGGGUGUGCUUUCAUUUUGUGUUUUUCCCUCCAUUUGUUGUUUUUAUGUCUGGAUGUAAAUAAGUCUGUUUCCUGACAAUUUGUGCCUGUACAUUUAAACUGGACCUUAUUUUUUGAAUUUGCGGCAAUUUUUUCUUUUUCGAUUUGAGAGUAAGGAAUUGUAAUCUAGAAAUGUUUUUUUACGCUAUAGAAUAUGUCAUCAUCAUAUAGGGCCAAUGAUUCACUCAGGGUCAUCGAUCCAGUUCAUUCUGACGUCCUUCAAGUCGAGGGUCCGAAGGGAUCACACCGGUCUUCAUCACUCAAAACCAUUGUGUAGAAAUGUUAAGAAGGGAAUUGUGUUUAUUUAGCAUAUGGUCCAGAGUUAAGCUAUUAAAUGUUAAAUUCACCCCAAAAACAAAUCGAUAACAUUUUUUCCCAAAGAUUUCAAACAGUUAUGCUGAGAUUUGUGAUCAUGAGGAUUUUAACACACAGAUGCAUUUGAAACAUUCGACUGUGAUUUGAAAAUCUUUUUCUGUGUAUAUUCAGUCAAAGAAGGAACAAUAAUAUUCUCAGACCAGGAUCAAAGCUGAGAACAGGAUGAGUGAUGCUGGAGGUAAAGGGCAUUACGCUCUAUUAAUAACAGAACUAUAAGAGCCCCUUUUCCACAUAGACCAAAUCAAAUGACUUUAAAGAGAUCAGUGUAUCUGCCCAAUAUGGAGAUUCUCUCUUGUUAUUGCUUAAACAGUCAGAUGUGUUGCCAUGUAAUCUGGAACUCAUUGUUCCUUCAAAAUGUUUCAAACAUAGACUUUGUGGUAAAUUCGUACAAAUUGAUAAUCCUUUUGUUCCUGCCGGACUCCUCAUGUUCAUAAGUCUAAAGUUAACUACCAUACAUAGUCAACGGUGUUUUACAUUUUUAGUCUGUUUUACAAUGAUUUUUUUUUUUUUUAAACCUCAGUUUCUUGUUGGAACAAAAGAAAAAAAACAGAUUUCUUCCGAGUUCUUCUUGCCGUGUGUCUAUCGGAGCGAACCUCUUGUUUUAGGAUCUUUUGGGGGGCGGGGCUUAAACGACGCAGUGGUGAAGGACUUUCUUUUCAUACCCAUUUUGCUUUGAUAUAAAUAAUCCAAAUUCAAUUUUAAUAUUCAACUCUUUUUUUUUUUUUUUUUACUGCACGUUUUGUACACUGUAGAGAAAACACAGCUUGGAACGUAAGUUGUUUAUACUGGAUCUUUAAAAACAAGAUGAUUUUAACAAUGUUAACUUCUGUUUUGCAUUGUUUGUACAGGACUAUAGAUUUCUGAGUGAGGAUGAAAAGCUGAUGCUGAACAUGGUGUCUUUCACUGAGAACAUGCCUGGAACAUGUUUUGAUAACCAAUAACAAAGCUAUACUUGGCUGUCUAUGAAGUUGACUGUUACAUUUACAAAACAAAUGUAUUUUUCCUGCAUUGUGAUAGAUUCUUCUAAGCAUUUUGACUUGAGUAGAUUUCGUACACAGCAUUACGAGCACUGCAGUGGAGCACGGCACCGUGCACAUUGCUCACAAGCUGUCAUGUCGAUCAUGUAAAUAAUGCAUUUUAGAACGCUUCUUUUUCAGUUUUUUUCUUUUUUAUAGAAAGUUGUUUUCAGGUUUGAUGUGUGGUUUUGAUAGGUUGAAUAUUUCAUUCACAAAUACUCAUUUAGUGUUGCCUUUCCCCCCAAUGACCAAAAUCCAAUGUCUUAUAUGUAUCGUACACGUCUUGGUGUCAGGGAUGAGUGAACAUUUCUAAAUGCUGGCACACUUUGUACAUAUAGACUUCUGACCGGCUACACACGCCUCCAUUUACUCACAUGUACACGUAUACACUUGAUUAAAACAACUUUUAUAUUGUCGCAAAAAAUACAAGUAUGAAUGCAUGUUUUUGAUAUAGCUAUACACGUAUACACACACAAGGGCUUUUCAAGUGCAACAUUUGACAUCCGCAAAGAGGUUCAAUCAAAGUAGACGACUGGAUUUCCUGCCAGAGCUAGGCUAUGUUUACAUUUGCUCUAGUAUUCUCAAGCCUUCCAAUUAUGUACUGUCUUGCACUUCCUCACAUUAACGUUCGUCCGACCGCGCCGAUGGCAACGAGCUCUCCACAUGGACUGAUGUUCACACUGACGUGCUGAUGAGUCUCCGCUUCUCACAGCCUGUUGAGCGUUGCAGAUAAUCGUGCUUUCCACCCGCGCUGAGAGCAGAGAUGCUCACUUCUAAUAGGCUGAACCCAUCUGCAUUGGGGCCAAGCAAAUGUUUAUUUGGGGUUUUUUGAGACUUUUCUUUUUUCUUUUCAGCAAUGAGAUUUAAAAUGUUUUGCGUUUGGUUUGCUUGGUUCAGUUGUAACAUCCUUUGAUAUACUCUGGUCUGAGGCGUGUAACCCCUCUACUUUAGCAGCUACCUUUUAAUGCCCUUCACAAACAGGUCGACUGGUUGAGCCUUCGGCAUCAAUUAUCAUUUCAUGUCAUGGACAAACUUAUCAAAUCUGUAGCCUAAUACUUAUAAGUGCCCGGUUUGUUUUGCAAGAGUCAUAAGCCACAGACACUGUAGUGCAUGAUUGAAUAUGCUCACUCUUGUAAUCGGAGGGAAUGAAUGUGUCGAUUUCCCUCAAUUUAGCAAUUCCAUCAAUGAAUAAGGUUCUCGUAUCACCACCUAGAUCACUACUCGAUCUGAUCUUAUGCAAUGUUCAACAUGUGCAAACUGAGUAUGAGGUUAAGGGGAUAUAUCUAUAGGGUCUUGCAAAGGGUAAACUCAAUAAAAAUGUUGUCAUUCAUAAA
Messenger RNA from Pseudoliparis swirei, 3664 nucleotides. It is a transcript of the gene kctd5b, whose product is annotated as potassium channel tetramerization domain containing 5b. The record is from RefSeq and is a predicted model, not a curated record. The transcript has 6 exons. Gene Ontology annotation, cellular component: cytoplasm; Cul3-RING ubiquitin ligase complex. Bases 137 to 811 code for a protein of 224 amino acids. Gene Ontology annotation, molecular function: cullin family protein binding. NCBI's taxonomy places the organism in Eukaryota, Metazoa, Chordata, Actinopteri, Perciformes, Liparidae. Gene Ontology annotation, biological process: proteasome-mediated ubiquitin-dependent protein catabolic process; protein homooligomerization.